AUGAAGCUCACCACCAUCGUCCUUGCUGCUCUUGGCGCUGCCUCUGUUCGGGCCGCCUACACCACCCUUCCCAAGUGGUGUGCUCACCCCGGUCAGGGCUGCUACAUGAUGAAGCGCUCCGCCGAUGCUUCCUACACGGUCAAGCGUUCCGCUGAGGCUCUCGCUGAAGCCAUGGCUGAGUCUUUCCCUGCUGAGAUCCCCAAGUGGUGUGCUCACCCCGGUCAGGGUUGCGCCAAGGUCAAGCGUGCCGCCGCUGCCGCUGAAGAAGUUCAGCGCUCUGCCGAUGCUCUCGCUGAUGCUAUGGCUGCCCUCGACGCCCAUGUCGAUGAGGAGUAA
This is a messenger RNA of Penicillium soppii, 336 nucleotides long. Its product is annotated as mating alpha-pheromone PpgA. The transcript has a single exon. Lineage: Eukaryota; Fungi; Ascomycota; Eurotiomycetes; Eurotiales; Aspergillaceae. The coding region runs from base 1 to 336 and encodes 111 amino acids. The record is from RefSeq and is a predicted model, not a curated record.